Molecule: messenger RNA, 3081 nt
Organism: Exophiala mesophila
Lineage: Eukaryota; Fungi; Ascomycota; Eurotiomycetes; Chaetothyriales; Herpotrichiellaceae
Exons: 1
Coding region: 1043-2563 (506 amino acids)
Source: RefSeq, a predicted model, not a curated record
AGACCAGUCUUCGCUGCUUCCCGUUGAUACACUCAUCAAUCCAAGUCUAUGCCCAAGUCUAUAACGCAGAACAUCGCCCAAACUGAUCGCAUACACCAGUUUGUCCUCGAUCUUCCCAACAUGCUAGCUCUGGUCGCCAACAUGGCACUGAUCUCUUGUUACAUGUGAUACAAACAGCAAGUUUUGCCAAUUAAGCUAUUUUCUUUAUCGCUUUCUUUUAUUUUAAACCGAAAAACGGAAAAGAGUUGAGUUGGACAACUAAGUACUAUUGUACAAUAUUCAGCAAAUAUCUUACCGUGUUCUCUCUUCCCCUCCCAAUCCGACUCUACCAUGAUCGAUCUCAUCGAGAUGAAGGUCAGGUAACACCAAUCAAAAUGGAGGGAAUUCAUCAUAGGUAAAUGGCGGUAGGUUGAAUCCAGCUGUACGGACCCCAAUUGAGCCUCCAACAUCACCCCAGCGUCCAGUCAGAGGCGUAACAAAGGGGUUGAGAAAUUGCCAGAGUGCUACCACUUAGAUCCUACGGAGGAUAAUAUCAGCCCUACAGACAACACAGUGGCGUGUGGUGUGGCACUGACGAUUGUCCAUUUGACAAUAACUACGGGGUAGGGUCCCUCGGCCGUGUGUCAUGUCGCUGCCUGUGGCGCAACCUUCUGUUGUGGGGUGGAACGGUGAGCGGUAUUAUCGUACUUUGUUAUAGUGUCGGACCACUCCGUGGUGUGACUAGGCCAACCAUGGUUCUGGCCCAUCAACCACGCCAAAUUCGACGUCUUGCCUGCGACUUCACAACUUACACUGCGCUUCAAACAUUGACUUUGCCACAGCUUUCGACAGGUAAGAUGAGGUCAAUGUGAGCGGUAUGCUAUAGAGCUCUCCGCAGCCAAGCUUGAGAGGCAAACUUCUGGCCAGUCUGGUCGUGGCAUAUCAAAGCCCCCUCUUCUAAUCCCCCAUACCCAGGUUUCCACACAAGGUGACUGGUAUUCAGCCAGGACAUAACCACUGCUCUGGUCUCCAAGCAUCAACAUAGCCUAGUCAACCCCGAACCAUGCCUCACAAGAUGCGAUUCACAACCAUGAGCACGACGGAGAUGACAACAUUGCCGGAAGUUUGCAAGCUGGCGUGGCACACCUUCUACGGAAUGCAAAAGGCAUCGGAAGAUUUCGAGAACCUCCGAUUCGAAGUGUGGACGGUGGCCAUCAGCCUGGAUGCCUUGCACAGUGUGGGCACUACUUCAUUGUUGAUCGAUCGACAAGCAGACCAUGCUAGAUGGGCCCUUACAUUUUCCAAGAUCCUGACCUCACUGGGAUCAGCUCUCCGACCACUAUACAAUCUGGUCCGUCAGUACCUAAUGAGUUCAUCCAAGGAGAGGACCACAAUCAAAACCUGGCUACUACACACAGACGUGACAUUUGACGGACUCACGGUUCAAGAUUUUCGACGAAAGCUCUCGAUGCUGGUGGAAAGCCUCAACGUCUUUCUUUCCUGUCUGACCCACGCCGAACUCGCUAGAGCCAGAGAAUUGUCGGAGUCGGAAGAGUAUCGAGUGUUGUCCGAAGUUACACGGACGGUGCUUCACAAAUGGGAUGCUGACAUUGGUACGAAUGGCCAGAGAUCAGAACAGAACCCGGCUGGGGGGUUUGGCCAAGUCGGAUACACCACCACCACCACUACCACUACCACUACCAACACCAACGGUAACAGUAACAGUAACAUCAAGAACGAAUCUUCUGGAACAUCAUACCCCCGGCCAGGAGUACCACCAUCACCACUCCGCCCAACAUACAAUCAAACACAAUCAGCACCACGACUACCACCACAAAGACUUAACGCCACUACAACAAACACCACGACCACAUCCACAUCACCUUCCAAUACCAAAGGCCUCAACAUCGAGGACAUUGAAAUCGGGUUCCGGACACAUUUACAUGCCAUGAGGCGGAUCCGGGAACAACUACACCACCAAUCAAUCAACAGCGGACACCCCGAAGACCAACAUUCGCCACGAUUCAUGACGGUGAAUUCAGGCCGGAGCAAUUUCUGGGGUGGACAAGCACCAUUAACACCGACGACACCAACACUGCACAAUCACCCGAUGUCGUCGCCACGACAAGGAGAUCUACAUCGAGACAGAGGAUACCCCGAAAGCACGAGCAGCGUGAGCAGCAACCAAAGCCAACAUGAAGGUGGAUCGUCAACCAACACCUCGGACAGCGGAAGUGUUGUUGGUGGCACAACAAGCACCACCAAUGGUACUGUUGGCGCUGCUACUGCUCCUACUACUGGCAUGUUUUCACCGACCCAAGCACGACACAGCUCACGACCACUCGUCCAAACAACAGUCCCAUCACCACAAACCCACCGGUCAACACCCGCCGGAGCAUACCGGAAGCGGAAGCGAAUUUCCCAAUAUCGGUUCAAGACCGGCGCGAUGGAUGCGGAUCAAGCAGGGAGUCAUUCCAGUGACGGCGAAGGAUCGGCGGACGGUUCAGAUGACCUUGUCGAGGAUCAUGGCCCCAGAGGUGUGCUUGAGCAAAUGCUUACGGCAGUAUUGUUCUUCGACCAGUGAGUUUCUGUGAGUCAGUGUGGGAACUAAUCAGUGUCGGUGUCGGUGUCGGUGUCAGUGUCAGUGUCAGAGACAGAGAAGAUUGAAGCAAAUCAUGAAAUCCUCAGAAAUAUACGAGACCAGAGGCGGCAAAGGAAACGAAAGGAGGGGGUUGGGUUGGGAUUUUAUUUACGAAUGAUAUGGGGAGUGGGUGGCGGAUUAGUAUUGGUGCAGUGUGGAGUACUAUGAGGAGGGGAUGGGAUGGGAUGGCAAACCAUGCCAUGAAGGACACAUUUCUUCACCGAAACAACACGCAUCUCUUGACUAAAUGAAAGAGGCAAAGAGGGAUGGUUUGGCGGUGUGGGGGAGGUCCAAAGUAGUGUCUAUCUCCUGGUGGGAGGCCUUUUUGCUCAUUAUUCAUCCAUAUAUCCAUAUAUCCAUCCCUCCAUACUACAACUUUUAUAAGCGAGUCAGUGAGCUUUCACAAGCAACGGUUCAAGCAACAGGUAACAAUGAGCAUGAAUGCAUUUGAUUAAUUGAUA